AUGGCUUUCAUCAAAUCGUUUGUGUGCCUGGCCGUCCUCGGAGUCGCCGCCGCUGGCCUGGUCCCGCUCGCCCAUGAGUACUCCCACGAUGGAGACUACUACGCUCACCCCAAAUACUCCUACAACUAUGGUGUCCACGAUAGUUUGACCGGAGAUGUCAAGUCGCAGGUCGAGAGCCGCGACGGAGAUGUCGUGAAGGGCCAGUACUCCCUCGUCGAGCCGGACGGUUCCGUGCGCACCGUCGACUACACCGCCGAUGAUGUGAACGGAUUCAACGCCGUCGUCAGCAAGUCGGCCCCGUCCGUCCACGCCAAGACCGUCGUCGCCCAUGCCGCCCCGGCCGUCGUUGCCCACCACGCCGCCGCCCCGGCCGUCUACGCCACCCAUGCCGCCCCGGCCGUCUACGCUAGCCACGCCGCCCCGGCCGUCUACGCCAGCCACGCCGCCCCGGCCGUCUAUGCCAGCCACGCCGCCCCGGUCCUGAAGACCGUCGUGUCCGCCCCGGCCCAGGCUGUGUACGCCGCGCACCACGCCGCCCCGGUCUACGCCUCGCACGCCUACGCCCCGGCCCACGGAACCGUCGAGUACCACGGCAAGGCCGCCGCCCCGCUGCCAACACAAACUACGUUUUGCAAAAUGGUUUCCCGCACCUGCGCUACUCUGCUGCUGGCGUUGGCCAUGUUCGGAAGCUGCGCCCUGGCACGCCCGGGUUACGCCGUCGAUUACUAUGACCAUCCCAAGUACGCUUUCAACUACGGUGUGGCCGAUCACAGCACCGGUGACGUGAAGUCGCAACACGAAACUCGUGACGGAGACGUCGUCAAAGGCCAGUACUCUCUGGUCGAGCCGGACGGUUCCGUGCGCACCGUCGACUACACCGCCGAUCCGAUCAACGGAUUCAACGCGGUAGUGUCGAAGACGGCCCCGCUCGUCCACCACCACGCCCCCGUCGUCAAGCACGUCGUCCCGGCGGUGAAGGCCGUCCAUCAUGUGCAACCUGCCCCGGUCCUGCAGAAGGUCGUCUACGCUCACGAGCCCGUCGUACACGUUGCCAAGACUGGCCACUACACGGAGCAUGCCCCGGCCGUGCACUACGGUGACUACCACGACGGAUACUAUGGCCACUACGAUGACAGCCACUACUACUAA
This is a messenger RNA of Anopheles coustani, 1149 nucleotides long. Its product is annotated as cuticle protein 19.8-like. The transcript is spliced from 7 exons. The record is from RefSeq and is a predicted model, not a curated record. Gene Ontology annotation, cellular component: extracellular matrix. The coding region runs from base 1 to 1149 and encodes 382 amino acids. NCBI's taxonomy places the organism in Eukaryota, Metazoa, Arthropoda, Insecta, Diptera, Culicidae.